AUGUAUCCCUCUCACCAACCACAACAUCAGCAGCAGCAGCAGCAGCAGCAGCAACAACAGCAGCAACUGCAAUUGCAACAGCCAGUAACUCAAAUGGCGCAACAGUUGCAGGAGCAGCCGUCAUUAAUGUCUGGCGGCGGCGAUUAUGUGAAGGAGACACUUUACCAGCCACCACCACCACCACCACAGCACCACCUGCAACAGCAACCACAUCAGCAACAGCAGCAGCAGCAGCAGCACCACCACCAACAUCAUCAUCACCACCAUCAGCAACAACAACAACAUGAGCCACAACAACAAUUACAACAACAAACACAUUAUGUUCCACAAUUGUAUUAUCCAACGCACUGGAUGCAGCAACAGCAACAGCAGCAGCAGCAGGUAUCAAACAACGAGCAACAAUUACAACCACAACAGCAGCAACCAAUCCCAGUUGCCCAAGUUUAUAGCCUACCAGAAGUGUAAAUUGAUCGAUUUGCACUCCUAAUAUAUGUACAUAUAUAUACAAACACACACACACACACACUCUAUAUACA
Messenger RNA from Drosophila willistoni, 536 nucleotides. Its product is annotated as GATA zinc finger domain-containing protein 10-like. The coding region runs from base 1 to 465 and encodes 154 amino acids. Lineage: Eukaryota; Metazoa; Arthropoda; Insecta; Diptera; Drosophilidae. The transcript has a single exon. The record is from RefSeq and is a predicted model, not a curated record.